UUCGACCCUUACCUCAAAUCAAACCUCAAAGACAUUUAAGCAAAACUUAGCUAAGCAACAUCUUCCUCUGCUUUCCUUCAAUUCAAUUCACUUUCUCCGCCUUCCCAAACUUCAACAAGUGACCAAACAUGGCUCCUGACAUCAUCAACGUUGCCAUUGCCUCCAAGCCUAAUGCCAUCGUCACCACGAGGCCUGUGAACCCACCGUCCCGAGCCUAUGUCACGUUCCUUGCCGGGAAUGGGGACUACGUGAAGGGGGUGGUAGGGCUCAUGAAGGGCUUGAGGAAGGUGAGGAGCAAGUACCCGCUUGUGGUGGCAGUCCUCCCGGAUGUGCCCAAGGAGCACCGCAAGAUCUUGGUGGAUCAGGGGUGCGUUGUUCGAGAGAUCGAACCGGUUUACCUGCCUGAGAACCAGACCCAGUUUGCCAUGGCCUAUUAUGUCAUCAAUUACUCCAAGCUCCGAAUCUGGGAGUUUGUGGAGUAUGAAAAGAUGAUCUACCUAGACGGUGACAUCCAAGUUUAUGACAACAUCGACCACCUUUUCGACCUCCCAGACGGCCAAUUCUACGCAGUUAUGGACUGCUUCUGCGAGAAGACGUGGUCCCACACCCCACAGUACAAGAUCGGCUACUGCCAGCAGUGCCCCGACCGGGUCCAGUGGCCGGAGGCCGAGCUGGGCCCACGGCCCGCCCUAUACUUCAAUGCUGGCAUGUUCGUGUUCGAGCCAAGCCUCCCCACCUACCAUGACCUCCUCAAGACCCUCCAGGUCACCCCUCCGACACCCUUCGCGGAGCAGGACUUCCUAAACAUGUACUUCAGGGACAUCUACUGUCCUAUCCCCCCAAUCUACAACCUCGUACUGGCCAUGUUGUGGAGACAUCCCAAGAACAUCCACCUUGACCACGUCAAGGUUGUGCACUACUGCACUGCCGGGUCGAAGCCGUGGAGGUACACCGGGAAGGAGGAGAACAUGGACCGCGAGGACAUUAAGAUGCUAGUGGAGAAGUGGUGGGAUAUCUACAAUGACGAGUCCAUGGACUACAAGAACUUUGUGGCAACGGCAGUGAACACCGAGCCCGUGGACUUGCGGUGGUUCCUAGCAGCCCUACCGGAGGCUGGUACCGUUCAUUACAUCACCGCCCCAUCAGCCGCCUAGUUCAUCAGGUUCUGGUCAGGUUCCCAGACGAAUAGAAGUAUACAGUGUUUAUCAUGGCAUAUAGUGUUACAUUGAAUUGCUUUGUUCCUUCGGCUGGGAUUUCUUUUUCCCCUUUUUCUUUUUUGUCUUUCUUUUUUUGUCGAAUUUGGAAGACAAAAGCAAAGACGUGUUUUUAUUUUUAUUAUUUAUAUUUCGCGAUUUCUCUCACUUGAUGUAAAGGCUCUUAACCGACAUGUAAUCCAAGUAUAUAUUAAUUUUGUGAAUCUAAAAUGUACACACAUAUGUAUAAAAAAAAGUCACUUCUCACCA
Punica granatum (pomegranate) is the source of this 1463-nucleotide messenger RNA. Lineage: Eukaryota; Viridiplantae; Streptophyta; Magnoliopsida; Myrtales; Lythraceae. The record is from RefSeq and is a predicted model, not a curated record.